AUGGUGGUUCCUGCGGCAGCCAAUGGUGCUGAUCAGAAGCCCUACGAAAUCCCCUUCUUCGACUUCGGCGCCGCCGGGGAAGAAGAGAUGAUCGCCGCCGACGGCGGCGCGCGGUGGAGGGAGGUGUGCGAAAAGGUGCGGGAGGCGUGCGAGACUCACGGCUGCUUCUGCUUCACGACGGACAAGGUCACCGCGAAGCUGAGGGAAGGGAUGGCGGAAGGGCUGCGCCAGCUGUUCGACCUCCCCGUGGAGACCAAGGAGAGGCACGUCAGCCCUAAGCCGUACCGGAGCUACCUGGGCAAGAACGACGUCGUCCCGUACCUCGAGAGCUUCGGCAUCGACGAACAGGCUCCCGACGUUGAUGACGCGGCGGAGGCUUUCACUGCCGUCAUGUGGCCCCAAGGCAACCCUGAAUUCCGUGAAGCACUGAGCGAGAUGAGCGCCAAGAUGGUGGAGCUGAACCUCCUCAUCAUGAAGAUGCUACUCACCAGCUACAACCUCGACGACGCCACAUCCCACGUGGCAGACACCACCGCCAGCUACUUACGCCUCAUGAAGUACAAAGUCCCGCCCGCCCCUCCCGCCGCCGACCACUACGCCGGGAUCGGGCUUUUGGCCCACACGGACAAGAACACCGUCACCAUCCUGGGCCAGAACGACGUCCAGGGCCUCGAGAUCCAGCCCAAGGACGACAACGACAGCUGGGUCCCGGUCGUGAUCCCCGAGGGCGCGUUCGUGGCCAUCGUCGGGGACGCGCUCAAGGCGUGGAGCAACGGGAUGGUCCACUCGGUUCGGCACCGGGUCGUGCUCAGAGGGGAGAAGGAGAGGUACACGUGGGGCAGCUUCUUGAUGCCCAAGGACGACUCGACCAUCGAGGCGCCGGAGAAGUUCGUCGACAAAGAGCACCCGCUGUUGUAUCGCGGCUUCACCUACGCCGAGUUCCUCUCUUACUUCGUCUCUACGUUGAAGGACGAUGCCCUCGAUGUUUUCGCUGGCUUGUCGACGUCGCCCGACGUCGAUGAUCGGGAUCAGCUGGCUGUUAACUGA
Linum trigynum is the source of this 1047-nucleotide messenger RNA. The record is from the annotation of a GenBank genome assembly. Lineage: Eukaryota; Viridiplantae; Streptophyta; Magnoliopsida; Malpighiales; Linaceae.